GAAUAUUAUUUUACUGACAAGAUAUAUGUUUUUUAAUUAAAUUGUGCCAUUUUUUCCACAUUAACAACACUUCACAUUUUUACACAAAUUUCUUUUAUUUAUUAUUUAAAUCCCUCUUGCGACACAAAGCUAACACUAUCAUCUCAUGCAAAUGUCGUGCGAACAUUAAAGUCGCAAAUUGUUCGAACGCUAGAAUAUGCUAUUUCCGUAUUGCGAAAGAGUCAAUUAUUGGAAUCAAUUGUUAUGAUGAAAAGCUGCAAUGAAAAGGGUUUCAGUGCGUGCAAAUAAUUGCGCACUAUGUUAUAGUGGCAUAAUUAUGGGCAUCCAACCUGCAACACAAGGAAUUGUUAAUAACGUCUAGGCGUUUUGCUUACGCAAGCAGUAGCAAGCAUACGUAAAAGUAAAGUAAGUAAUCAUUGAUGUAAUUCGAAUUUCUAGUAUUUCUAAGAAUGACCGAGCGAAAGGAUAUUUGGCGAAGUCGAUAUUAUACGAUUCCUCGAUUAUAUAUGACCUUAGCAGGACUAUGGCCGUACCAUCAGAUUUCCAAUAGAUAUUUGCACUUUGUACCAACAUUUAUAAUCUGUUCGAUUAUCCUUAUACCUAUGUUAUUAUACGUGCUCAUCGCCAUGACAGGUCUCGAAGAUUUGUUUGAAUGUAUGCCAACGAUAUUAAUCACAAUAAUAUUCAGCUUUAAAUUAGCAAGUUUGAUGGCGAACAGUGAAAAAAUAAAAGCUUGUCUUAAGACGAUAGAGAAUGAUUGGUUGUCAUUGAAUACGGAUAGCGAGAAGGCUAUUCUGCAGCGACAUGCUGCAUAUGGACAAUAUCUGACGAUGUUUUACGCAGUCUUCAUGGUGAUGACAGGUUUACUUUACAUGCUUAAGUCGAUCGUAUUAAUAAUGAUGGAGGAUACUUCGAACUCGACCAAACUGGCCGUAACGAAACUACCCUUCCGUGUAGAAUAUGGCCAGAAGAUAGAUCAGUACUUUUAUCCAAUACUGAUACAUUGUUAUUUAACUGUAUAUUCUCAUGUAACAGCCACGGUUGCCGCUGAUACCUUUUACAUCUCUUUGAUUCAACACGCCUGCGGGAUGUUCUCCGUCGUGGGACACACGCUGGAACAUAUCGGUAAAGAUAUGAACGCAAAUUUUAAUCUGAAGCCUGACAAAAUAAACGACUAUAAUUACAACAAAGCUCUCGACUGCUUACGCAGACAUCUGCAUGUAAUGGAAUUCGCAGAACUGAUCGAAUCUACGUUUACAAAUAUAUUUCUGGUCAGCGUCAGUUUAAAUAUGAUUGGUGGCAGUAUAUGCGGGAUACAGGUAUUGAUGAAUUUAAAUGAUGCGAAAGAUAUAAUAGCACCCCUUGCUAUUUAUAUUGCUCAACUCAUCCAUCUUUUCCUGCAAUUUUGGCAGGCUCAAUUUUUAUUGGAUUACAGCAACGUUCCGUACGAGUCGAUUUGCAGAGCAAAUUGGUAUUAUACCUCGGAUAGAUGUAGAAAACUUUUGCUUUUAAUCAUGAAUAGAACUGUCUCACCAUGCAGAAUAACUGCGGGCAAAGUGGCGACUUUGUCCAUUGAAAGCUUCGGCGUGGUUCUGAAAACGUCAAUGUCCUACUUCACAAUGCUGCGCUCCUUCCAAUAAGACAUUCAACGUGCGAUUCAUGCAGGCCGGUUUAUUAAGAAAAUUCUGAAAACUGUGUCCACGCAUUCUAAUUAUCAAAAGUAUCAAGAAUA
This is a messenger RNA of Pogonomyrmex barbatus (red harvester ant), 1732 nucleotides long. Its product is annotated as 4-vinylanisole receptor-like. NCBI's taxonomy places the organism in Eukaryota, Metazoa, Arthropoda, Insecta, Hymenoptera, Formicidae. Gene Ontology annotation, cellular component: plasma membrane. The record is from RefSeq and is a predicted model, not a curated record. Gene Ontology annotation, molecular function: olfactory receptor activity; odorant binding. Gene Ontology annotation, biological process: detection of chemical stimulus involved in sensory perception of smell; sensory perception of smell.